CAAAGGAGGAGGAGAGGAGAAGGGGAGGAGUGGGGCGGGAGGCUCUAACGGUUGCGCGGCGCGCGUGCGGCAGGAGAGCGGACAGCGCCUGGGGUGGCGAAGGGGCGAAGGCGGCGGCCCGGAGAGGGAGUGAGAGCCGGGCGGGCAGGCGGGUGGGGGCGGAGGCGAAGGCGGAGUCGGAGGCGGCUGGGGUCCCGCGUCCACCUGUGCGGUCGCCAUCGCCACCGUUGUCAGCGUCGCAGGCGCGGGCAGCCGGGCGGGUGUGCGGGGCCCAUGGCGGCAUCGGCGGCGCUGUCGGCGGCGGCGGCUGCAGCGGCGCUGUCGGGCCUGGCGGUGCGUCUGUCGCGCUCGGCGGCUUUCCGCGGCGGCGGCGGCGGCGGCGGCUCCUACGGCGCCUUCUGCAAGGGGCUGACGCGCACGCUGCUCACCUUCUUCGACCUGGCGUGGCGGGUGCGCCUCAACUUCCCCUACUUCUACGUCGUGGCGUCCGUCAUGUUCAACGUGCGCCUGCAGGUGCGCAUCGAGUGAGCGGCGGCGGCGGCAUGCGGGGCCCGGCACGAUAGACCCGCGGCGCCCUGAGCUGGACGGGCCGACGGACAGACAGAAGGGCGACGGGCGGGGGGGCGCGGGGCACUUGUGACAGCAGCCGCGGAGGCUGCAGGAGGACGCCGCCCACCCGUCGGUGCUCCCCGCGGUCCCGCCAUCCCCGCCCGCAGAUCGCCGCCCCCGCUCCCGCCCCCGCUCCCCGCUCCCGGCUCCCCGCUCCCCGCAGUCCUUUCUCGCAGCGACCAGUUGCCUGGCAGCGGCCUGGUGCACAAAAUGGGGGACCCCGACCCCCAGAACUUGAGCGCAGGACGCGGCCUUAGCGGCGACCC
Erinaceus europaeus (western European hedgehog) is the source of this 875-nucleotide messenger RNA. Its product is annotated as small integral membrane protein 10-like protein 2A. NCBI's taxonomy places the organism in Eukaryota, Metazoa, Chordata, Mammalia, Eulipotyphla, Erinaceidae. The record is from RefSeq and is a predicted model, not a curated record. The transcript has a single exon. The coding region runs from base 274 to 528 and encodes 84 amino acids.